GGCUUAUUCAGUCGUUGACUGGACGUGCUGCCGAUAACAACGUUUCUUGAUUGUUUUCCACGGCUUUUUGGAUGAACAUAAAGUUUUUAAACAUACAGAGUUCUUCAUUCUUGCUCUGUGCUAGCUUUGCGUGCGCGUCGAUUGUGAUUUUAUAUACCUUUUCCAUUAUUGUGCUUUUUUAUGAAACUUACUGGCGCAUCAACAGCGCAAUCGGUAAACCAGUUCGCCUCUGCUUUAGGCGGAUGGACGGACGGACGGGCGGAUAUAUACUAUACAUAUGUAUGUAUAUAUGUACAUUGGGAAACGAGUAAUCAGUGCAGCUGUGAGUGAAUGUUGGAAUAGCGAAGCGCGUUGAAAAGAAAGAAUUUAUGCUAUGCUAGGCAUUACUGUUGCGGUUUUAAGUGAGGUUUUUUUUUUGUUUAGUGAUGGUGUAUUGAAUUAUUGUUGUUGUACACUUAGCAUACCUGUGCAAUAAAUGAAAGAAAAAAAAAACAAAAGCAAACGAUUUUUGAAACGAUUUGGUCAACAUGACAAUAAGAACAACUGUGCAAAGAAGAAUAACGAACAAAUUCAAAUUCGAUUCCAAUUAUUUCAUGCUAUCCAAACUGUUUCCGUGGCAGGUAGUUUGACAGAGUUUUAUGUAUUGUGCGAUUGCCUUGCUUUUGUAUUCCAGUUGCCGUGUCGAUGUGGAUUAACUUCUGUUCUGUGUUGAGUGUAAAAACCUGAUGUACAUAAUAAGAAAGGCACAUAAAACAGAAACUGAAUCAUAAACAGCAUACAAAAACAAAAGCAACAAAAAGUGAACUGCAGUUGAUUAAAAUCCAGCUGGAAGCUGCAUUGUUCUCGUUCUCGAUCUGCGCGAUCUCCUCUCUGCAUUCGUCUGGGGUUCGCAGUACUUUGGACAGCCGUACAGUUGUUGGUUGGGUAUCUGCUGGCUGCUGCCAGUCGCCCGUCUCAGCAAUUCUUUCAGCCUUCAAGGCAAACCAGCAGUGCGUUGACUUGGAUCUUGCAUCUUUCAACUCGGAUCUGUAUUGGAUUCUCGUUUUGCUGCAGGCGUUUAGCUGCCGUAUACCGAUUCUGUAUCUUUUUACCUGUCUGCCAUUUAUCGCACUUGCCUCGCUGCACGUAUAAACCUUGCACGGCGCGCGCCCUCUUGCCUCUUGCGCCCUCUGCGCAUCAUAGCCCUUGCUGUGUGCGCGCGAUCCAUGGCAGUCAAACCAGAUGUACCAAAAGCGUAGCUAAACCAACUUGUUGUGUGCGUGGUCUGUCGUUAAUUACUAAAUACUUGCCAAUAGCAUCAGCCGCCACACCAGCAGUACUCUGCACAAACAGGAAAACUUUGCAUCAUUUUUGUGUUAUUUUUUUCAAUUUUCUUCGCAGUGUUCUUCUUAUAGUGUUUGGUAUUUGAAAAUAACGGCAAAGAGAGCUGAGUACGUUUCGCAAAAAUUGCGCACGCAAAAUGUGAACAGUCUUUGCUUACUUAAAUUGUUUCGCAUCUGCCUUCAAUAAGCAAAAUACAAAUAAAUGAGUGAGUACAAAUGUGUAGAGCGCGCCGCGUGCAACACGCCUGCGCGCAUCCCCUCCACAGAGAAGCCAAGCAAAUCGUUCUGCUCGCUAGCCUAUCUGGCCAAGUCCACUGUCGCCAUAAAUAGCAGCAGCGAUGUAAGAAUUGUAAAGGGGCCCGGCUACAAGGCACUCAACUCUAGCGCGCCGCACACGCCGAAUGUUGCAGCUACCGCGAAAGUGAAUGAGCGCGGCUCACCUGGUUUACCGACGGGUGCGGCGACAGCAAUCAACAACCAUGAAGACAACAAUAGUCAGCCUAAAGAUGCGCCCUUGACUACGACGACGGCAAGUGCAGUCAGCGGACAGGCCAACAAGGACAAUGCGCAAGUGGAGCUGAAUGCAGGCGAUGUCGAUGCCGAUGUGUUUGGUGUAAUCAAUGAAGAGGACGCUACUGAUCCUGCUAUUGACCAGUUAGAUGGCGUCGAUGUGCGACGUCCAUGGGAACUAGGCGCACAAAAUGGCUUUGUACGCCGCAUUCCGCCCGCGCUAAUGACACCCGCAAACACACAGAAUGGCUAUCAACAUGGCCCAAAUGGGUUGGCAUCACUGUCGAAAUUGAAUAGUAUGGACUGCUGGGAUUACACCAUCGAACUGGAAUGCCUUAAUGGACCGCAAGAUUUACAACUUGCCGCGGAGCUGGGCAAGACGUUGCUCGAGCGCAACAAAGAGCUGGAGACGUUGGUCAAGGAGCUGAAGGGCACAAUCGAUGAGCAACAACAGGAAAUUGUGUACUUGAAGAAACACACAAACGCACUGCGCGAGGUCAACGAUACGCGCCUGAAGGUGUACGAGCAACUGGACAUUGGCAUACAGGAUUUGGAGCGCGCCAACCAGCGGCUGACCGCCGAGAACACAUCCGACAAGAAGCAUAUAAAGACACUUGUGCAAAACAUCGAAACGCUUGAGGCGCGUCAAGAUGAGCUCAACAAGCAGUUGGAAGAGCUGCGGCAAGUGCUCUCCAUGGAGCGGCGAAAAAACGAGCGCCUCAGCAGUGCCAAUGAGAAACGCAAUGCCGCGGGUGCGGCCAACGAGCUGAACAGAAGCAAUGGAGCGCGGAAUGGUGUCGCAGCCGAAGAGGCAAAUGCAACAAGCAAUGGUGAUGGCAGCAGUGGGGAAGUGCUGGGUUUCGAAGCCAACACCACUGCGCCUGAGAGCUGCAGUUUUGCUUUCGCCUCCGCAGCGUCGCUGGACAGUAAAGUCAACUCGACCAGCAUCGGCACCAGCCACAGCCACAGCCACAGCCAAAACAAUUCGUUGGCUCUGAGCGAUUUGGUGUGCGGCGCUGAGGACAGCGAGGAGAUUAUUAAGCUCGUCACCGAUUUGGAGAUGACGAAGAAGGCUUUCGUGGCCGAGCAGCAGCGUUGCACUGAGUUGGAGGAGCAACUGAUGGCCAUAAUACAAGAGAAUCAGACGUUGCAGAGCCGCUUGGCGAACAACAGUCCAAAUGAGGAAAUGCGCUCCAUGCAGGAGGAGCUGUCCAUAUUGGAUGAAGUGCGGCAAGGUAAAAUGUGCAGCCGUUGCUUGCGCGUGGUUGAGGAGCGCGGCACCAUCGGCGACGAGCAGUCAUCGUUGGCCCCCACGGAAGAGUACCACGAGGAUGAGGAGCAAAGUUUGCUCGAUAAUGCCAGCGAAUGCUCACAGGCCGCCUAUCGUCCGGGUGUAUCGAUUAAGGUCUCUUCUCGCAUUAACGACACUUUGGAUUUGAACAUUCCUGGCAGUCCCAAUCCGUAUCGCGAGCUUGUGGAGAAAUACGAAGCUCUCCUCGAGGUGCAAUGCUCCGCUAUUGCACGCAAAAAUAACACUACAGGUGGCGUUGGCAUUGGCUCGGGUGGCGGCAGUGGCAGUGGUGGUGAUGGCAUGUCAUUGGCCGACGAGUUUCAGUCAUCCGGCGAGUUUAGUCAGUCACAAAAGUCUUCUCAUACGCCAUCGUACGUUGCGGAUGAGGCUGUAGCCGAUGACAGCGGUGGCGCUGUGGGCGGUUACAGCUCCAAUGGCAGUGUGCCAAAUGGCGACGAUUCAGGUGCGCAAAUCUGCGCUAACGAAAGCACUGGCAAAGCAACUAUGAACAGCACAAAGGACAUGCGUGGUCGCACACCCACUGAGUACUCAGAGGCGGAGACUUCAUCUUCUGGCUAUGCCGACGAAACGAGCAACAAGUGCACGCAGACAGAGAAUCGGCCUGGGUCAUUCUUGUGCACCAUCGGCGAUGGCGAGGUGUGCAAGUUCAGCAUUUAUGAUGACGCCAGUCCCAUUGAAUCGCAUUUCCGCAAUCGACCGGAGUAUAAGGAACUAUUCAAAGAGAUAUUUGCUGUUUUGAAGAAGGCGGCCACUAAUAAGGAAGAGGGUGAGAAAUUGCCUUUGCUCGACGACUCGGAGCCCGUAGCAGUUAGCGCUAGCAACGUCGCCAAGGUGCCGCCAGUGACGCCUGCCAAUGAAGAGCUGCCAAUCGAUUUCGCUGACGAUGCACAGAGCGUCAUUUCGUCUGCGGUUUCCGAACAAUCGUUCGCCAUGUCCGAGUGCAUAACAAAGUUGGAGCGUAAGACCGCCAAGAAGCACAUCAUCGAGAAGAAUCAAGAGAAUCAGCCACCCAUGCAUGUGGGCACCUCCAUCACCACACUGGUUGUUGGCGCCAACUCGCCAAUUGUCGAAAAUGGCCGCGUUCUGACACCACUUAAGCGUGAGCCGCUCGAAUACCUGUCAGUUGGCGUGGGUAUAAAGAAGAAGAACCGUCGCAAGAACCGCAACUUUAGCGGUGAUCGCUCCGAGUCGCCAGCCACGCUGCCAUCGCCGCCGCGCUUUUUCGUCGCCAGUGGCAAGAAACGACGCGAUGUGCGCCCCUAUGUGCAAUCGCCACUGGCGAGCACCGGCGCCGAACAGCCACGCUCCUCACGCGCACGCUACGAAUGGAACGGCAGCUCGAUGGUCAUUUACAAUCGGAGCUUGAAUUCGCCUGCCGCCGCCGCCGCCGCCGCCACUCAGUCCACGCUGCGGGCUCGUGAAUUGGAUUUAAGUAAUCUAGAAUAUCGGCCAAGCUUUCUGUCCAUGGAACUCAAUCAAUUGAAGAAUCUGGAGAUGUCGUAUGCUGAGGUGCUGCGCAGCGCGGACAGCUGCAAGCACGCGCACUGCCAGUCGACGUCACACCAUCACCACCACCAUCAUAACCAACAUCAACAGCAACAGCAACAGCAACAACAGCAGCAGCAGCAUCAGUCGCAACAAAAGCAACACAAACAACAAAAACAACACCGAAAUCGCAAAAAUUAAGUCGAUAGAGAGAGAGAGCGACCGAAAACAAUGAAGGAGGAGUGGUCCUUUUCAAUAGCGAAAAGCCCUUUCCCAAUGUUAAAUCGAGUUUUUGUUUUCGCUGAAUAUCCGCAAUUGGAUCUACAUACAUAUAUAACCUAACUACAAACAGACAUUAGAACAUACAUAAAUAUGUAUAAGCGUACUAGCCCGUAUUAGUAUUUGUGAAGAAGUUUGAGAAUCUAAACGUUUUGCCCCACCCAACUAGCUAGGAAAGGACGAGAGAGGAAUAGUAGACAAAAAAAAAAAAAAAAAA
Molecule: messenger RNA, 5125 nt
Organism: Rhagoletis pomonella (apple maggot)
Lineage: Eukaryota; Metazoa; Arthropoda; Insecta; Diptera; Tephritidae
Gene: centrocortin
Exons: 8
Coding region: 1525-4830 (1101 amino acids)
Source: RefSeq, a predicted model, not a curated record